AUGGAAGUAAAAAAUGUAGAAGAAAAGCAAUUGACACUUGAUGAUCAUAAGCAAUGGAGAGAUUGCUUAAUGAAGGAUGUAGAGGAGAUAACUGCAUACAAAUUCAAGAAUUCUGAUUUAUUAUAUCAAGCUUUUACUCAUUCUUCCUUCCAAGAAGACUCUGCAUCAUAUGAGAGAUUGGAGUACAUAGGUGACUCUGUUCUGAAUAUGUUAAUUUCAAAGCGUCAUUAUUUUGAUUACCCUGAUCUGGCUCCUGGAAAGCUUACAACGUUGAGAGCAGCCAAUGUAGAUACAGAGAAACUUGCUAGAGUCGCCAUCAAAUACAACUUGCAUAAUUAUUUACGUCACAAGAAGCCUUUACUUAAAGCACAAGUGGAAGAAUUCACAGAAGCUAUAUUACAAUAUCCAUUGCAUUCAGUAGGACUUAUUGAUCCCCCAAAAGUUCUUGCAGAUUUAGUUGAAUCGUUGAUUGGAGUUAUCUACAUUGACUCCACAUUCUGCAUGGAUACAACUUGGCAGGUGAUAAAAUAUUUGUUGCAACCCCUAAUUACUCCAGAAAAACUCGAGGUUCAUCCAAUGACAAAACUCCACGAAUUAUGUCAGAAGAACAAAUUGAAGUUAGAAUUUGUUGGUCAUCAAUGGGAGAAAACAGGAGAGAUCGAAGUUUUUGUCGACAGAAAACUUGUAGGGAAGGGAAAGUCAAGCGGGAAAAAAACAAUAGCACAAAAUAGGGCUGCACACAAUGCGUAUAAUCAAGUUGUUAGAAAUUUGGCUGAGAAAGUCACUAUUGAUGAUGAUCAAGCAGCAUCGGAGGAUGCAUUGAUGAUGCAAGAUACGACUAGUGAUGGUGAGUCCUUUGAUGAGGCUCCUGGAUGCUUGAUGUUGCGAUUGUUGGGUCAUGGGCUUUAUCCCUUCCUAUGUGCAUAA
Capsicum annuum is the source of this 927-nucleotide messenger RNA. Its product is annotated as ribonuclease 3-like protein 3. The record is from RefSeq and is a predicted model, not a curated record. Gene Ontology annotation, cellular component: nucleus; cytoplasm. NCBI's taxonomy places the organism in Eukaryota, Viridiplantae, Streptophyta, Magnoliopsida, Solanales, Solanaceae. The transcript has 4 exons. Gene Ontology annotation, biological process: siRNA processing. Bases 1 to 927 code for a protein of 308 amino acids. Gene Ontology annotation, molecular function: RNA binding; ribonuclease III activity.